AUGAAACUAGCUCACAAUCAUCUAUUACGGUUCUUACAGGUCAAGAACACUGGUCAUGAGGACUUGCAGGUGUUGGUUAUUAUAUCUCGGCCGCCUAUUAAAGUCUUCACCUACGAUGACUGGUUUAUGCCACACACUGCUGCGAGGUUAAAGUUUCCUUACCAUUGGGAUGAGCAAUGCCUCCAAGAAUCUCAAAAAGACGAGCUUUAA
Microthlaspi erraticum is the source of this 210-nucleotide messenger RNA. Lineage: Eukaryota; Viridiplantae; Streptophyta; Magnoliopsida; Brassicales; Brassicaceae. The record is from the annotation of a GenBank genome assembly.